This is a messenger RNA of Sclerotinia sclerotiorum 1980 UF-70, 354 nucleotides long. RefSeq lists its product with no specific name. The transcript has 5 exons. The record is from RefSeq and is a predicted model, not a curated record. Lineage: Eukaryota; Fungi; Ascomycota; Leotiomycetes; Helotiales; Sclerotiniaceae. The coding region runs from base 1 to 354 and encodes 117 amino acids.
AUGCACUGCCAACAUUCGCCAGCUGAACGAAGAAGUCACCACAAUAUCUCAGACUCCCCGCUGUUCCAUUAUCCAUAUCUGAUUAAACUCACACCUCACCGAUACUUAGCCUGUAAUCACUCUUUCACAGGUAGACGACAUUCUUUCGGAAUAGAGCAUGCAUAUCAGGUGGGAAACCGCCUCCAUUUGGGGUUCUCAAGGAAGAAGUACGGUAUGCGGUCGAAGGGACUCUCAUAUCUUUUGAGUGCCGGCGGUGGUACAUCUUGCACUUUGCACAGCCGCAUCUGUAUUACCAGGCGUCACCGUCAUUUCUUGGGGGAAAACUGCUCCGUGCUAUCCAAACUCGAAACUUAA